AUGGGUCACGGGGCCAAUCCAAUGGCCAUAUUACCCCCCCAGAAAACCGCCCAACGAGAAAAAUCCCAAAAGAAGCAGAGACUUAUACUGGCCCCCUACAAGAGUACUAGAACAAGUCACUUUAACGGGGCAAAUCUAAACAAUACUCAGGUUGCAAUAAGGCGCGUAAAUGGAAGAAACAUCUCAAGUACCUUAAACUCCAAAACCGGAAGUAUAGGAGCUUAUGGAACCGAAAUCGUAGGCCCAAUCCAGAAGAUUAUAACCAGGGCCAGACUCCAAAUAGAGACGGGGAAAUCUCAUGAGGAGGAUUCACACCCACGAGACGGAGCAACCAGGAGGCGGAUAAAAUUAUGA
Molecule: messenger RNA, 354 nt
Organism: Plasmodium inui San Antonio 1
Lineage: Eukaryota; Apicomplexa; Aconoidasida; Haemosporida; Plasmodiidae
Exons: 2
Coding region: 1-354 (117 amino acids)
Source: RefSeq, a predicted model, not a curated record